AUGAUUCCGGCACUUUGGUAUCUGUGCUGUUUGUGGAUUCUGCAUGGUGUGCACUUCGGUGUAGCCAGUGGAAACGAAUCCAUGGUCGACGGCGACACUGUUUGCCGAUCUGCCGGAGGAUCGAUUUGCCCACUUCGCCCACGGUCGCAGGGAGCAGACCUGCUCCAGCGCCGGGUAGAAGUUUCAGAAGCUUCAGUUGCAGCCAAAACUUCAAAGUUUCAGAAGUUUCAGAAGUCGCAGCUGGUUCGACUUUCUGACUCCACCAGCCUCUGCCAAGGGGAAUGUGUGAUUCCUGCAGGGGAGAGGUUGCUUUUGGACACCUCCUGGCAAGUGGAGACCCUGACCAUUUAUGGCACGCUGGAGUGGGAUCGGAGCAAAGACAACUUGGAGCUGCGUGCCAAUUACAUUUUGGUGGAGGAUGGUGGUCACUUUAUCCUGGGCACUGUAGAUUCUCCGAUGAAUUUGGCUGCUACUGUGUACAUCACUAAGGGGAUACAUAGUGACCCAGAGCUUGGACGACGAUUUCUUGGAGGUCGUGGUACUGGACAGAUUGACAUCCAUGGACGCAAAUUGCAGCGGACAUGGACGCUUCUCAGCAAGACGGUGAUGGCCGGAGAGACCACGCUUCAUUUGAAGCAUGAUCCCAUUGCCAUGGGCUGGCAGGUUGGUGACAGGAUUGGGCUAGCAACUACCAGCAGAGGUGACUCUACGGUGCACCGUAUUACUCAGAUCUCUGGUAAGCAGCUGACAGUUGCAGAACCUGCCAGAGAUGAACAUUGGGGAGGAUAUCGAGAAAUUGGCGAAUUCGGAGCUCAGCGUCGCUUCGAGUUGGCGGCAGAAGUGGUGAAUUUGGAGCGAUCGGUUCUCAUUACUGGAGACCAUCAGGACAUUCAAAGCACCGGUGAAGGAUUGCACACUAUACAGGCAAAUGGUCCCGGCUAUAUGGACAUGCGUUAUGCUCGAGUGGAGUUUUGUGGCCAACGUCCAGUGAUGGGACGCUACUGUCUCCACUUUCAUUUGUUGAAGAAAUGCCCUCGUUGUGUCUUCCAAGGCAAUGCUGUUGUGGAUGGAGAACAUAUUGGCAUUACAGUGCAUGGGACCCACGAUGCUGUGGUGGACCAAAAUGUGGUCUGGGAUGCCAAGGCCAACGGUUUGUACAUUGAAGACGGAAAUGAACUACGCAACACGCUGAACCAAAAUGUCAUGAUUUGUUCAAUCUUGAACAAAUGUAAAGUCAAUUGGGUGAGUGGUGCUGCUUCGCAAACUGCUGGGAUUUUCAUGAUCGGCAUGAGCAACAACAUUCUGGAAAACCGUAUCGUGGGGUAUGAGAACGGAAUUUGGACCCCGGGAUCCUUUCGUGGGUCUGGACAUGGCAAAGCUUUUGGCAAAGUCUGUCCGCAGUUCUAUCCUUUUGGUGAGUGGCGUGGCAACACUUGCCAUGAUUGCAACAGAUUUGGGUUGUACUUAGAUCAUCAAUACCCACGCAACGUCAAAGUCGAUGAAGAUGGUUUUCUUCUCGACAAAGACAGCUGCGAGUGGUUCACAGCAGAUGGUGCCGACAACGGUGUUGUGAACGAAGUUCGUGAUGAAGUCAACUGGCACAACACGUAUGUCGGCCAGUAUGCCAUUGGUGACAUCCAGUUCAUCAACUACACCAGCGUCAACAAUGGCCAUUCCAUGUACUGGAAGCAGGGGAAGGAUUUUGUGGAUGGCCGUCCUUGGCACAUGCUCGACUCUGUCUUUGCCAACGAUCCCAGUGACAGUUAUGGUGUUCUUCAAUUCCUGGGCCCCUCCGGCCCUUUUGCAUUCGGCAUGAAGAACUGUGUCUUUAUAGGCAGCAGCCCACCGGGGAUAGCAGCGCUUGCUGCCGGGCAGCACUGCGGUUUGCGAGGUGGUGCUGGGCCCUGCAACGUGCAAUACCUUCUUGAAAACGUUGACUUCUCCGGCAUGCGGGCCCAGCAACCACGCCUUGCCUUUGGAGCAAACUCAGGGGUCGGAGAAGCUGCAGUGCUCCCAGUGUUUGUCACGAAGGACAGCUCACUUGGCGGCUUCCGCAGCAUUGUCAGUUCACACCUCAACGGCUUUGCGGAAGCAGGAUGCGUUCCAAUUGACAGCGCUUGGGCAAAAGACGCUUUGGGUUGUGACGCGUCACUGCGCCGAUUGAACCUUUGGGGUGCAGAUGCAGGUGUAUUGAAGCUGAUGGGUCCGGGCUUCAAUGUGCAUCCAGACAUGAGCUUCCCUGCAGAGGGACGCAAUGCUGGUGAGGUCAAAUAUGACGGUCUUCGCAAGGGCUAUGGCUCACUGGUACUCGUAGGGCAAGACUAUGAGCUGACUGGAUCCUUCGGAGGCCCUGACAGGUCAUGGAUUGUGGAGUUCUCCGACCCAGUUCUGGGGGAUUACUUCGGCGCAGACGGUGUGAUAAAUUUGAGGGUCGGUGGUCAAACCUGUCAGCUCCGAGAAAGCGAUGAUCGGUCCUUCAUCUGCGAAAUGGGCGAAUUCGGAGGUCAGUGUGACUUCAAAGCAUUGUCCAGCCAUCAUGUCGUCACGGAUCAGCUCAGGUGUGCCCAGGGUAGGCCCUCCACCAGCCCGUCUCCCACAAGCUCAAGCGGAACUACGACCUCCACAACCUCCACAACCUCCACAACCUCCACAACCUCCACAACCUCCACAACAACCACAGCAACCACAGCCUCCACAGCCACCACAACCACAAGCUUGACAGGAGUCUCCACCGUUUCCACCACUUCAGCUGCAACUUCUACUAGAUCAGCCCCUGUGAUUUUUCCACCAAUCGAGGGAGGCUCAGCAAAUUGGGCUUUUCAUCUUGGAUUGAAUUGCUGGGAAGAACAUGGAGCAGUAUCUUUGCCAGAUGCCAAUCCGCUUCUUGGCACUUACACCGUGGAAGAGUGUCGACAACAGUGCGAAAUGAAUCCGGACUGCGAAGCUGCUGUGAUUGCCACGCAUGUGAGCACACCAACAUUUCCUUGCUUCCUCCGGACGAGUGUGGUGAUCGCUCAGUGCCGAAGCUAUGCGGACUUCGACGUUUGGGAAAUUCAAAGGACUCCAAGCACAACUUCCCUCUCGAGCUCCACCACGUCCACUUCAGUCACGAGCACAGGAGUCUCCACCGUUUCCACCACUUCAGCUGCAACUUCUACUAGAUCAGCCCCUGUGAUUUUUCCACCAAUCGAGGGAGGCUCAGCAAAUUGGGCUUUUCAUCUUGGAUUGAAUUGCUGGGAAGAACAUGGAGCAGUAUCUUUGCCAGAUGCCAAUCCGCUUCUUGGCACUUACACCGUGGAAGAGUGUCGACAACAGUGCGAAAUGAAUCCGGACUGCGAAGCUGCUGUGAUUGCCACGCAUGUGAGCACACCAACAUUUCCUUGCUUCCUCCGGACGAGUGUGGUGAUCGCUCAGUGCCGAAGCUAUGCGGACUUCGACGUUUGGGAAAUUCAAAGGACUCCAAGCACAACUUCCCUCUCGAGCUCCACCACGUCCACUUCAGUCACGAGCACAGGAGACUUUGUGCCCAUUGAUGGAGGUAUUGAUCGGGCUUGUCGAGGAGCUUCCUCGGGCGACAACAAUCCUAUCUACUACGUGAUCCAAAAUGGUAUUUCCGACUUGGACGGCUGCAAGGCCAUUUGCGUUAUUGAUGCCCUGUGCCAAGGCAUCGAAUACAGCACCGGGAGGUGUGAAUUGUGGGUCAGACCCGGUGGCAUCGAAGCAACGGCUGCAGUGCAGGGGUUCAUUUGCUUGCGGUACACAGGUGCACCAACCACCACUCCGUCCCCGUGGUCCUUUGUACCUGUGGAUGGCGGCGUGAAUCGUGUUUGUCGAGGGCGCUCACCAGACGACAACCUCCCCAGCCACUACACAGUUGCAGCGUCAAGUGGAAUGAGUUUGAAUCAAUGCAAAGCAGAAUGUGCAGCAUUGGCAGGAUGCCGUGGCAUUGAACACAACCAGGGUGGCCGCUGUGAACUUUGGGUGCACAGCAUUGGAGCAACCAGGUCCUUAAGUGGAUACAUUUGCCUGCGCUUUGAUGCCUAA
This is a messenger RNA of Cladocopium goreaui, 4044 nucleotides long. The record is from the annotation of a GenBank genome assembly. NCBI's taxonomy places the organism in Eukaryota, Dinophyceae, Suessiales, Symbiodiniaceae.